Molecule: messenger RNA, 1855 nt
Organism: Neltuma alba
Lineage: Eukaryota; Viridiplantae; Streptophyta; Magnoliopsida; Fabales; Fabaceae
Product: 5-amino-6-(5-phospho-D-ribitylamino)uracil phosphatase, chloroplastic-like
Exons: 2
Coding region: 464-1594 (376 amino acids)
Source: RefSeq, a predicted model, not a curated record
UAAAAUUAAAGACGGAAACGUGUACAAAGCUCCGUUGCGAGAAAGAAACAGUGAGAUUCAUCUAUUCCUUGCCGAAGAAUCUGGUCUUCUCCCCUCUCCCGGUUCCCUUGUAGCCGUGAAGUUUCGGAUCAUCACUUGAUUUCUACCAGGAAUUUCAUGGUGGUUCUUGACGACGAACUUGGGAUUUAGCCGGGAGAAAUGUCCUUCUUUGUCUUCUUCUGUCGAAUAUGGUGAUAUCAUCUGAUUUUUAGUCUCUCACUGCAAUUUAUUCUGGGGGUCGCAAAAUUUGUGGAGGAAGGUUGAACUUCUGCUCUGAAUCUUUUAUCAGAUAAGUUCUGUUGGAGUUAAAUUGGUCCAGUCGGCUCCUGUCUUAUGCCAUUCAUUGUGACCCAGUAGGGGUCUGUGCCAUUACGUAGGGUUACUAAGUCAAUUUUAGUUGUUUGGUGACAUCGCUUCUUCAAAAAUGGUGGAAUCGAUUGCUGCUAUUUCACUUCUUGGCCAUCGACCUGUCUGCGGAGGAAAUUUAAUCAGGGACGCAUCUGGUAAACGUAAAACAUGGAUUCAUUGUCGACUCCCAGCUACAGAAUUCCUUGGUGGAAGGUUUUUUAUAUCAUUGUCUUUGCCUAAAUCAAAAAAGAAUGGCUUCGUGCCAUCGUCGAUUAAGGCUCUGGCAAUGGAGCUUACAAAAGAGGCAUAUGCGUACAGGGAAGAGAGAGUGCCGGAGAAAGAAAGUAACGGGUUUGAUCAUGGCUUUGAACGAAGACCUGCUUUGUGGCCACCUGCUAACAGAGCAGAUAAACCUUCGCUUCAUAAUCCCUUACUUAGACAAGAAAGAAUGGGAUGUGGCUGGUUGGGUGCCAUAUUUGAGUGGGAAGGGGUUCUCGUUGAAGAUAAUCCUGAUCUUGAGCAGCAAGCUUGGCUAGCUCUUUCUGAAGAAGAAGGAAAGUCCCCUCCUCCAGCUUUUGUCCUCAAGAGAAUAGAAGGGAUGAAGAAUGAACAAGCAAUAUCUGAAGUUCUAUGCUGGUCCAGGGACCCAGCAGAGUUAAGGAGAAUGGCUAAUAGAAAAGAAGAAAUUUACCAGGCUUUACAAGGUGGGAUAUAUAGGUUAAGGGCCGGGUCAAGAGAGUUUGUAAGUGUUUUGAUGCAUUAUAAGAUACCAAUGGCUUUGGUUUCUACUCGUCCCAGAAAAACUCUCGAGUCUGCCGUGGGAACAAUUGGCAUUGAAGAGAAUUUCGGUGUUAUUGUAGCGGCAGAGGAUGUACAUAGGGGAAAGCCUGACCCAGAAAUGUUUGUGUAUGCAGCGCAGCUUUUGAACUUUAUACCUGAAAGGUGCAUUGUAUUUGGGAACUCCAAUCAAACCGUGGAGGCUGCACAUGAUGGCCGGAUGAAGUGUGUGGCUGUUGCUAGUAAGCACCCUGUCUAUGAGCUUGCGGCCGCAGAUUUGGUUGUAAGGCGCCUGGAUGAGCUUUCUGUGGUUGAUUUGAAGAACCUGGCAGACAUUGAAUCUGCUGAAUUUGGGCCUGUGGAGCCUGAGUUGGAGCUGGAGGAGGAUUCAGAUUUAGAUGUAUCGUCUGUUGAUGAUAAUUUCUGGUAACCUGAUAAAUGCACAGUUAAUUGACCUUCAUCUGAUUCUUGAUGAUAAUAGUUACAGAUUAGUCCCUUGUGUAUAUGGAAAAUAUAAUAAAAUUAAAAAUGGAUAGGUGGCCUGCAUUGAACAAUAUUGAUGUACCUCUUUAUUUUCUGUACUCUAUGCAUGCUCUGGCUCCAAGAAGUGAUUUGGAAUUCUGCCAUCCAUGACACUAAAAUUGGUUGACCACCCCCCCCCCCCAAAAAAAAAGGGUUGAAUUAGAAAAGG